AAUGAGAGAGAGAGAGAGAGAGAGGGAGGAAAAUAUAUAUAAUGUAUAAAAAACAUGUACCAAGAAUCUUUUUCAACUUUAAUUUUAAACAAAUGAGACAAUUAUAUUUAUAACGAAUACGGAUGAAUAUUAUAACAUAUACGGCGUGAUAUCUACUUGUGCAAAAGCCAACUUUUGAGGUUAUUCAAUUCUUAUAAAAUGAUGGAAGAAAGAGAGAGAAAUGAUAGAAGACAUAUCCUGUACAUCGGCGGUAUUUUUCCAGCUUUAAAAUUUGAUUUCGACGACGUGGAUAUCCCUCUAAGACAACCAUGCGUAUCCAAUUUAGAUAUAUUUUUUUUAAUAUGUUCGAUUAUAAUGCAUUUAAUUGACAUGGCAUUUGAUAUUAACAUCGCGGUAAGAUAUUUACUGGCAAAUAAAACAAUAUAUUUUAUUUGGACUCUUUCUUUUCUACUUAUUCCAUCUUUCAUAAAUGUAAUUAUUAGCAGAAGAAUGCAACAUCAAGAUGAAGAGAUAGAUUCAGACUUGAUGCAAUUAGAAAAUCAUAAGUCUGCGCAAAUGAUGACAAGAAAGAAAGUAUGUUGCAUCUUGGCGGUGGUUUUCCAAUUAGCACCCGUGGUACAUUAUUACGAUACUUUGAUUUAUGCUUUGAAGGCACGUAAGUGUGAAAAAAUAGGAGAUAGAAAUGGCCAAAAACAAUAUUAUUUUAAAAUGCUGAAGGAAGAUCAAGAUGUUGCACUUUUGAGAAUAUUUGAAUGCUUUCUUGAAGCAGCACCUCAACAAGUUUUACAAUUAACCAUUUUAUUGAAGCAUUAUAACAGCGACAUUAAUCUUGAAUUUAUACAUCAAAUUGGAAGUAUUAUUAGUUCUUUAGCCAGUAUGGGUUGGGCAAUGGCGAGUUAUAAUCGCAGUAUUCGAUUAGCCCAAUUUGAUAAGGAAAUAAUAAGCAUUCAAGGUAACAUAUGUCAAUUUUUGUGGCAUUUUUGCGUUACAGUCUCAAGAAUUUUAAUGGUGAGUUUCAUUGCUAGUAUAUGGCCGUUAUACACCGCUAUCGCUUGCAUCUGUCAUUGGAUUGCCAUGACAAUUUGGAUCUUGAUCGAUUCUCAUGGUAUAUUACAAUUUUGUCGCAAAAAUAAUCGUGCACCACAUAUUGCACCAACGAUAACAGAACGAGUUUAUUCCAUGCUUCUUGCAUUGGUCAUUGGUCUAGUCCACAUAUUUGUAUAUUUAAAUGUUAUAGACGGCAAUACUCGUGUAAAACAUAUAUUCUUUUAUGGCUUAUGCUUUUGCGAGAAUGUUAUCGCAAAUCUUCUUUGGAUGUUAAAUUUAUCUAUAGAAGCCAAAAAUUCAUGGUACUUUUUUAUAUACAUUUUUCCUUGUACAGUGUCUUUCUUAUUGGGUAUUACUGCCAUGAUUCUUUAUUAUAUGCGUUAUCACCCGGCUAAAAAGAAUCAGCCACAAUCGAGCUUAAGAAAUGAAGAUUGAUUUUCGAUAAUGUUUAGGUAGAUAAUAUUUACGUAGAUAGCUAUAACUUUUCAUUA
Messenger RNA from Polistes canadensis, 1538 nucleotides. RefSeq names its product XK-related protein 4-like. NCBI's taxonomy places the organism in Eukaryota, Metazoa, Arthropoda, Insecta, Hymenoptera, Vespidae. The record is from RefSeq and is a predicted model, not a curated record. Gene Ontology annotation, cellular component: plasma membrane. Bases 199 to 1482 code for a protein of 427 amino acids. The transcript is spliced from 4 exons. Gene Ontology annotation, biological process: engulfment of apoptotic cell; phosphatidylserine exposure on apoptotic cell surface; apoptotic process involved in development.